GUUAUGGAGACUGGAACUCUGGGACGAACAGAGGCAAGUUAUGAGGGGUACAGUUAUGGCUAUGGAUACGGCCAGGAUAACUCGGGUAAUUACGGAUACGGCAUGGCCACGUCGAACUCCUGGGAAAUGGCCAACUCGGACGUUGACAUGAACCCUGACGGUUCGGGCGGCGGCAACGCCGACGCCGUCAUUGCGAAAAUGAACCAGCGCCUAGACAUGGUGUCGCACAUGGACACGGACACGAUGCAAGGAGGACAUUACGGAUCUGGCGGAGACAGGUACGACUCGUACGAAUCCUACGAUUCGAGGUCUUCGAUGAACGACCGCGACAUGUACCGAUCCGGCUACGAUUACAACGAAUCCGAACACGACAACGAUAACGCCUACGAAGGUCACUACGACAACUUCUAUGGGAACCGCCGGGAUCAAUACCAGAACAGAGCACGGGAUAACUUUGGUCAACGGGGUCAGAACUGGGGUAGAGAUGGACGCAAUAACAGACCCAUGGCGUCUUCCUAUCCCGGGCGCAUGGGCGGACAGUGGAACGAGCCUCCCCAGUCGAUGGGAUCGCGGGGUCUCGGUCCCCACGGCUCCUCCAGGCUCCCUUCCCUCUUCUCCCACAACAUUAUCCCAGAACUCAGCAUGUUCCAGGGAAUGCGAGGUUUCUCGGGAAAUAUGCGUUACGGAGGAGGAAUGAUGAAACAACGAAUGAGGAGAAACUGGAAAAUGUGGGACUCGGAUUUUAAACCCCAGAAAAAGAAAAUCAAAAAAGAUCCCAGCAUGAAGAAACGGAAGCAAACAAACAGCUCCGACGAACCCGACAGCAAGGCGGCGAAGACGGACGGCUCCGAUAACUCUGACUCCGACAACGAGGAGGGGACGGAGGGAGAAUCGGGAGAAAAAGAGGAGAAAGAGGGCUCCAGAGGCGAGGGGGAAGACGAAGAAGGAAAAGAUUCUGAGAAAGGUGCUUUAACAAUUCAAGAAGAGAUCAGUCAAAUCAAACGCAAAUUGCAGGCGGGCAAGAAAACUCAAGAGAGGCAAAAGAAGAGGCAUCGGGAUCGCAUGGUAGAAAGGAUCCAGUUUGUCUGUUCGUUAUGCAAAUAUCGGACCUUCUACGACGACGAGAUGAACAGUCACCUCGAGAGUAAGUUCCAUAAGGAACACUUCAAGUUCGUUGGAACCAAGCUGCCUCAACAGACAGCUGACUUUCUCCAGGAAUACGUUGCUAAUAAAACUAGGAAAACUGAGGAGCGUCGCAAAGCAAUUGAAGACAUUAACGCGGUUAUUCAGCAGAUUUAUAGGGACCAAGAUCUUACGCAAGAUGUUGGCAUGGAGCAUUUUAUUAAAAAGGUGGAGGCGGCUCACUGUGCUGCCUGCGACCUCUUCAUCCCGAUGCAGUACGGCAUCAUCCAGAAACACUUGAAGUCGCUCGACCACAACCACAACCGCCGGGCUAUGAUGGAGCAGUCCAAGAAAUCAUCUCUAGUAGUUGCGAGGAGUAUUCUCAACAACAAACUAAUCAGUAAGAAACUGGAGCGGUACCUGAAGGGUGAGAAUCCUUUCACGGAUGACCCAGAAGAAAAAGAGGAGCAUGAGGAAGGAGAAGGGGGAGCCAGUGGAAAUGUAGAGGAAGGAACAGCAGAAGGAGGAGAUGAAAACAAGGAUGAGGAGGAAAAUCCGGAGGAAGAAAAUCCAGAAGAAGAAAACCCAGAGGAGGAAAAUCUGGAAGAGGAAAAUCCAGAGGAGGAAAAUCUAGAUGAGGAAAAUAAGGAUCCUGAAGAGAACCCAGAAGGAGCUGAAAAUGAGGGGGAGCGAGAAGAAACGGGGACAGAGACAGAAAUCGAGGCACAACCACAAGCACAAACAGAGGUGGAGCCGGACGCAGAAAACGUGGAGGAGCAGACUUCCCCGCCUGCAGAGGAAUCGCUCCCUGAGGAAGAAGAGCAACAGCCAGUAGAAGGUGUGGAGGUAGAAGAUGAGGAGGAAGAGAGCGAGGAAGCUGCUGCAGCACAAGAGGAUGAGGAUGCAGAGUAA
Molecule: messenger RNA, 2034 nt
Organism: Pelecanus crispus (Dalmatian pelican)
Lineage: Eukaryota; Metazoa; Chordata; Aves; Pelecaniformes; Pelecanidae
Source: RefSeq, a predicted model, not a curated record